Apiotrichum porosum is the source of this 1767-nucleotide messenger RNA. RefSeq lists its product as uncharacterized. The transcript has 2 exons. The record is from RefSeq and is a predicted model, not a curated record. Lineage: Eukaryota; Fungi; Basidiomycota; Tremellomycetes; Trichosporonales; Trichosporonaceae. Gene Ontology annotation, cellular component: vacuolar membrane. Gene Ontology annotation, molecular function: amino acid transmembrane transporter activity. The coding region runs from base 1 to 1767 and encodes 588 amino acids. Gene Ontology annotation, biological process: amino acid transmembrane transport.
AUGUCCUCGCCAUCCCCGCAGCCCCAGCCACUCCGUCACCCGCCACCAGCACCCAUGUCGGACGCGAACAAUCCAUUUCUCAGGCGUGUCCCCCGUGACGAAGAGGGCAAGUUCCACGUCCCGCUCAUGGACGACCCGGACAACCCAAACUAUGCGCAGUACCAGCACGAUGUGCCACACCUGUCGCACACGCCGCAGCAACCUCACCAGCAUCACAUCCACCGUAUUCCUGUCCCGCACGACGGACCGGACCCGCAAGCCCCGCCCCACCACCGCCAUCGUCGCGGACGCCACAGCCCGCUGAUGGACGACGGUGGUGUGCCCGAUGAAGUUCUCGACAACUACGACUCGUACUCUAUCGUGUCCAAGAGCGAUGCCGGGUUCGAUGACAAUGGUGGUGGUGGUGGCGGCGGCGGCGGUGGUGGGGUCAGUGACGCAGUGUUUGGCACUGUGGAAGCGGGCAAGGGCCCCAACUACCGCAAUGUCGGCUGGAUUGGGUCCACGGUGCUCAUGACCAAGGGAAGUGUGGGCAUCGGUGUGCUCUCGCUGCCGCUUGUGCUCCACACGCUUGGGUUCAUUCCCGGUAUCAUUAUCAUUGUUUUCGUCAUGAUUCUGUGCACUUGGUGCGCCUGGGUUCUCGGCCAAUUCAAGCUCCUUCAUCCUGAAGUUUAUGCCGUGCCCGACGUCGGAACCGUCAUGUGGGGACCUAUCGGUCGCGAAUGCCUCGCCAUCUGCUUCUUCCUGUUCAUGAUCAUGACGGCUGCGGGCGGCAUCGUCUCGCUCUCCGUCUCGCUCAAUGCCGUCUCCCUCCACGCAACGUGCACUGCAGUCUUUGUCGCCGUUGCGGCCGUGUGCGGUUUCCUCACGGGCUCGAUCCGCACCCUCGGCGAAAUCUCGUGGCUGGGCUGGAUCGGAUGUAUCUCCAUCGUGGCCUCGAUCCUCACCUUGACUGUGGCUGUCGGCAUCGAGGACCGCCCGGCCGACGCGCCCAACGAGGGACCGUGGGACAGAAACAUCAAGCUCAUCAACAACCCCUCGUUUUCCGACGCCAUGAACGCCGUGUCGUCCGUUGUCUUUGCCUGUGGUGCCCUCCCGGCGUACUUUGGCAUCAUCUCCGAGAUGCGCGAGCCUCGCCAGUUUACGCGUUCCUUGCUCGUCUCGCAAAUCUUUGUGACGCUGCUGUACACGUCCAUUGCCGCCGCAGUCUACGCCAUGGUCGGACAGUACGUCUCCAACCCUGCCCUUGGCACGGCCGGCCGGGUCAUGAAGCGAGUCUGCUACGGCAUCGCCAUCCCGGGUCUCCUCGUUACACUGUGCAUGUACACCCACUUGCCAGCAAAGUACGUCUUUGUCCGCCUUUUGCGCGGCACAAAGCAUCUCACCUCCAACUCGUUCACCCACUGGUUCACCUGGCUCGCGUGCACCCUUACCUGCACCAUCAUCGCGUACGUCGUCGCCUCGGCCAUUCCCGACUUUGGCGCCCUGGUCCAGUUUGUCGGCGCGCUCUUCAGUCCCAUCAUGACGUUUAUCCCGUUCGCCUGCAUGUGGUGGUACGACUGUUGGCGUGGCAAGGACCCGGCCACCCGCUCGCUCUGGACCAAGCUCCACGGAAGUUGGGCCCUGUUCGUGUUCGUUAUCGCCAUCUAUUGCACCGUCGCGGGAACGUAUGCGGCGGUCAUUGACCUCAUCAACGCGGACGAGCACAGCUCGCCGUGGUCAUGUGCGGAUAACUCGCGUACGCGUAUGCCCAACGGCACUCUGUACUAG